Molecule: messenger RNA, 897 nt
Organism: Eremothecium sinecaudum
Lineage: Eukaryota; Fungi; Ascomycota; Saccharomycetes; Saccharomycetales; Saccharomycetaceae
Gene: COQ3
Product: hexaprenyldihydroxybenzoate methyltransferase
Exons: 1
Coding region: 1-897 (298 amino acids)
Biological process (GO): ubiquinone biosynthetic process
Molecular function (GO): 2-methoxy-6-polyprenyl-1,4-benzoquinol methyltransferase activity
Source: RefSeq, a predicted model, not a curated record
AUGAUCGAUAGAAACAUUAAAACUGGAAUUGGUUGUGUUACGGUUAUUAGCAGGUCAUUUUCCUCAGGAAGACUUCUUGCUACUGAAAAGUAUGGUAACUUUUCGCAAAAUAAGUAUACAGCCAAUGAUGAAGUAAACCAUUUCCAAGCCUUAGCACCAUCCUGGUGGGAUACUAGAGGCUCGCAACGUAUUCUACACAAAAUGAAUUUAAAUAGGAUGGAUGCUGUACAUCGACUGCUCUCGCCUAAUGUUAAAUUUGCUAAUCCAGAUUCAUCUACCCCCAUUAAUAAUCAGAUAGUUGCGAAUCCUUAUAGAGCGCUUGACGUCGGCUGUGGAGGUGGAAUCUUUGCCGAAUCUCUUGCCAGACUACCGUACGUCAAAUCGGUCGAUGCUAUAGACAUUACUCCAGACUGUAUAAAGGUGGCUAAUGCGCAUAAGGAUAAGGACCCAAGCAUAAAGGACAAAAUUAGCUAUUCAUUGAAAUCGCUAAAAGACGUUGAAGGAACUUAUGACGUUGUCACAAUGUUUGAAGUUUUGGAGCAUGUGGACAAUCCUAGUGAGAUGUUACGUCUGGGUUGGAGCAAACUGGAGCCUGGUGGGCUUAUGUUUGUGAGUACGAUAAAUAGGCAUCCUGUUUCAUGGUUCACAACGAUUCUAGUUGCAGAAUAUGUCACAAGCUUAGUGCCAAAGGGAACACACCAUUUUGAAAAGUUUAUUAAUAGCAAAGAAAUCACGGCCUGGUUUGAGGAGAACGCGCCAGGCAGUCACCGCCUAGUUGAAUUAAAAGGCACCAUGUAUCUUCCUGCUGUGGGGUGGAUAGAUCACUGUAAUGCUGAUGUUGGGAACUUUUAUAUGGCUGUGAGGAAGCUUCCCGUCAAACUUAAGAGUAGGACUUAG